Molecule: messenger RNA, 1722 nt
Organism: Colletotrichum truncatum
Lineage: Eukaryota; Fungi; Ascomycota; Sordariomycetes; Glomerellales; Glomerellaceae
Product: FAD binding domain-containing protein
Molecular function (GO): FAD binding; oxidoreductase activity
Source: RefSeq, a predicted model, not a curated record
AUGGCAAGAAUUCAAGGUUUCGAGGGAAUGCAGUAUUCCAGAGUUGGUGACGAGGACGAGCAGCAAGACUACGCGUUCUUCAACCGCCAAUAUGCCACCUCAUCUUACCAAAAGGAGCACGACAUGAACCCCAAUCUUAUCGUCCGGCCUAAACAUGACAAUGAUGUUGUCAAGGCUGUCAACUGGGCUAGGGACAACAAAGUUGCUGUGGCCGUCAAGAGCGGCGGUCACCAGUACAGCGGCGCCUCAUCCACCAGCGGUAACAACAUCCAGCUGGAUCUGUCAAACACCUACAAGGACCUCAUGAUCCUGAAGCCCAAAGAGCCGAUCGCCGAAGACCGUGCCCUUGUAUACGUGGGUGUCAGCACCACCAUGAUGGAACUCAACAACUACCUCAAGCACAACAAGCUCUUCGUUCCCACAGGACAGUGCGCAUUUGUGGGCGUGGGUGGACAUGGCCAAACUGGCGGUUACGGGCAAUUAGGCCGCAGCUUUGGUCUUUUCGGUGAUCACAUCAGGACGAUUCGCCUGGUUUGCCAUGACGGCGUCAUCCGGGACAAAACCAAGGAAAACGACCCGGAUCUAUUCUACGGUAUUCUUGGCGGCAGCCCUGGCAACUUUGGGAUAAUCACUCACUUCAUCGUCGAGGUUUACAAGGCCAAGAGCUACCUCGGAACCGUUGCUGGCCCCAACGGCUUUAAGGGACCCCACGGCAUCAAGGCACUCUGGAUAUAUACUCGAGAGGUUCUCGAGAAGCUUCUCACCGCCAUUGCUAAAAUGGCCGAUGACCCCAAUUUCCCCCGUGGCUUCGAUAUUUGCGUCAGCGUCCUAAGUACAGAGUUCCCAAUCACAGCACUGUUCAAGGAGCUAAAUGAUGCGAGCGUAUGGGAUCGCGUGCAGGAGCACAUUAGGAAGGUACUCGAGGACAAGUUCUUGAAGUUCCUAAACGGCAAGUUCCCUGCAUCUGUCAUUCUGUAUGCACAGUGGUGUCCUACGAGCAAGGAGGACAAGUACGACGCCAAGGUCGAUGCCUGGUUCAACAAUUUCCGACAACUAAAGGGGCUGUUGGAAAACGAGUCGCUUCAGUUCAAUGAGUUCGACAUGCCCAUGUCCGACAUGACAGCCCAAUGGAUCUUCCCCAAGGCCCGCGAGUUUGAUCUCCCUUACGUCAAGCGCACGUAUGCAACCAAGUCUACAACUCUUCAAAAGGACGGCUGGGUCAAGGCCGUUGUAGAUCGUAUUGAUCUCAUCUACAGCCAAGAUAAGUUCCUGGAAGGCAACCCGGGAGAGACAGACUUUGAGCGCUUUCUCAGGUGUAAGUUGGCAGUGCAAGUGCAGUGCUACGGAGGCAACAAAUCACGGUUCAACCUGAACAAGGACAACGGCACGUCGUACAGCUGGAGGGACAGCUCUGUUGUCCAGACCCUGGAUUGUUUCCAUGAACCGGACGAGAAGUCCAAGAAGUACGCCCUGGAGUGGCAGGCAAAGAACGACAGCAUUAUGAACGGACCCCAGAGCCCAUUCAGUAAGCAGGACAGAAGGGUUCUCUGGGGCUCCUGGGGAGAUUGGAACAUGGCUGAUGAGAAAGUUUGGAAGUGCUACUACGAAGACAAGGAGAAGUAUGAAAGACUGGGAAAGAUAAGAGCCAAGGCUGAUCCCGAUGGCAUAUUUACGGCAAACCCUUUUGCUGUAACAAGGGCCACUACUGUAACCCGACGAUAA